CUUUCCGAUCGGCCGUUCUGCCUGGAGGAGCCCAGGGCCGUAGGCAGCCAUGGCGCCCAGCCGGAAUGGCAUGAUCCUGAAGCCGCACUUCCACAAGGAUUGGCAGCGGCGUGUGGCCACGUGGUUCAACCAGCCGGCGCGGAAGAUCCGCAGACGCAAGGCCCGCCAGGCGAAGGCCCGCCGCAUCGCCCCGCGCCCCGCAUCCGGACCCAUCCGGCCCAUCGUGCGCUGCCCUACAGUGCGGUAUCACACCAAGGUCCGAGCUGGCAGGGGCUUCAGCUUGGAGGAGCUGCGGGUGGCUGGCAUCCACAAGAAGGUGGCUCGGACCAUUGGGAUCUCCGUGGAUCCACGGAGGCGGAACAAGUCCACCGAGUCCCUGCAGGCCAACGUGCAGCGGCUCAAGGAGUACCGCUCCAAGCUCAUCCUCUUCCCCCGCAAGCCCUCCGCCCCCAAGAAGGGAGACAGCUCUGCCGAGGAACUCAAACUGGCCACUCAGUUGACCGGACCGGUGAUGCCCAUACGGAACGUCUUUAAGAAGGAGAAAGCCCGAGUCAUCACCCAGGAAGAGAAAGACUUCAAGGCGUUUGCCAGUCUCCGCAUGGCUCGUGCCAAUGCCCGGCUCUUCGGGAUCCGUGCAAAGAGGGCCAAGGAGGCUGCAGAGCAAGACGUGGAGAAGAAAAAGUAAAUGCUGUCAUCGGGGACUUUCAAU
Molecule: messenger RNA, 709 nt
Organism: Orycteropus afer afer
Lineage: Eukaryota; Metazoa; Chordata; Mammalia; Tubulidentata; Orycteropodidae
Source: RefSeq, a predicted model, not a curated record